Talaromyces marneffei is the source of this 225-nucleotide messenger RNA. RefSeq lists its product as uncharacterized. NCBI's taxonomy places the organism in Eukaryota, Fungi, Ascomycota, Eurotiomycetes, Eurotiales, Trichocomaceae. Bases 1 to 225 code for a protein of 74 amino acids. The transcript has 4 exons. The record is from RefSeq and is a predicted model, not a curated record.
AUGGAGGACACAACCAAGGUCAGCAGAUAUCGUAUUGGUAUGUACAGUUUGCUAUCACCUGAUAGCACCUUGCUCCGAGUCAUCUCAAGGUGCACAAGGCCAGUACCUAUACGAGACGAUACAGUGUCUCUCUCUGCGUAUUACAUCACUAUGUACAUUGACUCAUGGAAGUACUCCAUAGGCGCCAUCGAACGUAAACGAUGCACAGACAGAUCAAGCUCAUAG